AUGGCGGCAGGCUCUCGGGCCCAAUCAGCUGGAUUGGCCUUUCAUGAACAGAUUAAGGCCAUGGUGGAAGCCAGUAAAGCCAGUUUGCCCCCCAUGCCGAUACUGACCAAACCUCUUGACCUGCAACAACUGGAGUCGAAAAUCGACGAGCUGCAUCUCCAACUUGAGGGACUCGACUCGGAUGACGAGGACAGCGAGGCCCAGCGCCAAGCAAAACAAGAGACGUUGGUAGCUCUGUCGAGUGAGUUAAGACCGCUUAAGACGGACUGGGACCGCACGUGCAGGGAUGCUCAUGUGGCGUACCGCUCCCAAGACGAGAUGAAAGCAAAUUCUCUCAUGAACAACAUCUUGAACUGUUAUAAACAUUUCGGCCUCCCCCUCAACGGCAACAUGGGCGUCGACACUUCGGCCCUAGGUCUCCCUGGAGAUUCGCCUGCUGAUGCCGAUCCGGACACACCGCGCAGGCCGCGAAUGCGAAUGAAGAGGGGAGGGGCGGUGCUCACCCCAGAUCGUAAUGGGGUUUUUGAGUCCGAGACGCGUAGCAAGAGGAAGAGAGCCCCCAGCUCCGCCAUUUCUCACAAGCGACCGCGCAUUCAAGGCAACAGAAAUUCCAUACAUUUCAAUGCCGUCUACCAAAACAAACGCGCCGCCAAGAAGCACACCAUUAUCCGGGUCCCCGAGAAUGAGGAUCAAGAUCCUGUGCGCCCGCCCAAGUUUUACAUCUUGCGAUGUGAGAAUCACGACAUCGACUUCAACGACAAUCCAUUACAGUCAGGUUUGGCUCAUUUAACUCAAGCCCACCAGCAUGAGAACCCUUCAUUUGAGACCGUUGUCCAGCUCUUUGGUUAUGAGCUUAUUGGCUGCGACGAUGAAAAACUCAUUCAAAACAACAAAGUCGCCAACGAGGCCUUUCAAAAAGGCCAAAAAGGAGCGCGAGACUUUAUUCGCGUCACUGAUUCGCCUACACCCAAAACAUCGCGCAAGAACAAAAACUCCAGCAACGCCUUGAAAAAGGGCAGGUCAAGUCGCAAGUCUCGAAACACCAUCAAUCCUCGCGACUUGGUUCCUGGAGAUGUCUACAUCAUCUACUGGUCCCAGUCAAAACAGUGGUAUUGCGGUCUGCUUAUCCCUUUGCAAGAUCCCGAAUCCGUUGGGAUAGAAGAGUCAUUCGAGGCUUUAGGGCUACUUAACAACAUACCGCCGUGUUAUGAGUACGACAGCUCCAGCAAGUCAUUCUCCUGGGCAGAGGGUUAUGAAGAUGGAGGGGAGGACGCUUCGGAACAGCACUUUCCGUUCAUGUUCUUCGAGGGACUUGAUUUUCCUCACAUGUGCCAUGUUGCUUGGAUCCCUCUCGACGAAAUCCAACCUUGGGAUGAGGAGAAGGCGUUGAUGAUUGAGCAUAGCGAUCAGGCUUUUGAAUAUCUCAAGCAGCGGAAGGCGGCUCAACGGCCCAAGCGGUUAGGGCCAAAUGAUGAGAUACCAGACUCGGCUGAUGAUAACUCCACGUCGGACCUUGCUCCUCGGUCACCAGUUGCAGAGUCCUCAACAGAUUUCCAACCUGCUCAGAACGCUGAGGCCGUUACACCUAACACAGCCCCGGAAGCUGACGAGGCUGACAAGGCUGAAGACGCAGAUGUGACUGGGCAGACUGACGAAACACUGAAGGUCGCCGAAGGAGCGCCGGAAGAGGAGCAGGGCAUUCUACCAGAGCCUGAAGAAGAGCAGGAGACUCAACUCGAGCCUGAAGAAGCACAGAGCGCCCAGCUGGAGACCGAAGAAUCGAAGGACCCCGAAUUGGAAUCUGAAGAAGUUCGGGAUAUUCUACCAGAGCCUGAAGGAUUACAGAAUGACUCGACACUGGCAUCUGGAGAGGUACAUAAUGACGCCACGCUGGAAUCCGGAGAAGUGCAGAAGGAUACCCAAAUGGAAGUUGAAGAUUCACAGGACACUAGACAAGAACCUGAGCAAGUCGCCGAGUCACCCGUACAGCCCGAUAUAGUCGAAGACGAAGAUAUCACCAUGAGUUCAGAGGAAAGCCCUCCCGAGAGCGCUGCUCAACAGGAAACCGCGGACAGCGAGGAUAUUGUAAUGGAAACUCCAGAAGAUUCAAAUCCAGAACUUCCGCAGCAGAAUGACUCUCAAUCUGGUAGGGAAGAUCAGGAGAUUAUCCUUGAUACUCAGGAAGACCCAGCCGAAAACGUCUCAUCCACGAAGGAACCGGAAGAAGUCACUGCGGAACGAGGGGAGGAAAGCUCAUCACACGAAGCAAGAGAAGAACGUUUACCCAGUGUCGAUUUAGCGGAUCUCCUAACUGCCGGCGAGGAUCUCGAGUUCCAGUUUUCGCAGUCUGAACAGAGAGAACUAGAUCAAGGGCCGACGCCUAAACCUGCCCACGGGACAGUUAAUCCUUCAAGCGCGGCAAACGACGUUGUCAGCACGAAACAAGAAGAAAGCUUGCCUGCCUCGCCUACACCCGAGACUGCCAGUGUUGCUCGUACGGAAAAUGACUAUGGGGAUGAGACACGGGAGGCCAGCCAACCUCAGCGCUCUUCUGUCGCUACGGAAUCUUCGAACGAUGAAACUCCGCGGCCGCGCCUCUCGUACGCUGAAAUGGGUCGGGCUUCUUCCCUAUCAGAGGGCGUUCCAAGUGACGUCGUUGAGUCACGGCCGCAAAUUCAACCUGCUUCGAGACGGGCUCGUUCAGGGACACCGAAUCGCAACGCACUCGCUGCGCAAUCACGAAUGUCAUCGUUAUCAAUGUCACCUGUUGUAUCUCGGCCGCCUGCAAUGUCACCGCCAGUGACAAUACCGUUCUCGCCUACAGCGCCAUCUGCCUCGACGCCUUUACAGUUGCCAAUGAUAUCGCAGCCUCCGCUUUCUUCUCAGUCAUCAGCAAUACGGUCACCAACAUCGCAACGCCCGCCUUCAGGGUUACAGCACUCAGUCUCGUCAUGGCCGCCGGAUAACUCAUGGGCAUCGGCGACACCACAGCGAUUAGGACCAUCACAAUCAUCUGCUCUUGCGCGUCGGCCUGCACUAUCUCAGUCAAUGACAACUUCACAACCACCGCCAUCAUCACAGCCUCUAGCGGCCAGGCCCUCAACAUUAUCCCGCACAUCUUCACUAUCUCAACCAUCGACUUCAGGGCAACCGUUCCGUGCCCCAAUAGCGCAAAUGGGGCCUGCAUCGCAAGUAGCAAUGUCUCCUGGACCCGCUGUGUCUAACGGCGAGCAGCCACACAACGCACGGUCGACACCGCAGGUUCUAGCACCUCCCCGCCACUCAGAAGUAGAGAGUCCACUACCAGAAGAUGCUCAGAGUCGGUCUGAAGUCUUGAGGCAUCCCCAUGCAGCUCAGCACAAGGCGUCUGCGCAGGCUUUGGGAAAUGCUCCCCGGCCUAAGGAACUUCCACGUGCGAUAAAGCCCAAGGCACCAUCCAAGCCUUCAGUUGAGAUUGUCUUGCUUAACCGGCAAGCAGUCGAUCAAGCGCGGUCACAGUCCAUGACAACUGGACAGCAAGCAGCAGCAACCAGUCCUACACAGUUGCCGGCAGCUCAUGAAAGACAUUCAGAACCUGCACAGGCAACGCCAACGCCGCCAGUUACGUCUGCUACAAGACCUAUAGCCCCAGCUCCGCGCCGCCCGCUACCUCAGGAGAGACCGUCACCUAGACCUUCUGCUUCACCAGUAAAGAGGCGCGAAGCCCCCAAAGACUUGCCGCCACAAAAACAGGCUCCCAGGCUUUCUUCACAGCCUCCUUCUGGGGCCGAGAAUACCCCAGCAGCUCAGCCAGAGCGACUAGCACAAGUACCAUCAGGUCAGCCACUUGCUAGAUAUGCUUCUCGACCUGCUUCGCCGGCACACCAAAACUCACCCCGCUUACCGCCCAUGAAUGUCCCUCUAGAAGGACACUAUAUCCCCAAUAAUAUUUUAGCCCAACAGCAGGCAUCUCUAUCGAGACCUGGAUCUUCGGGACAUGUUGGGCCCCAGCCUAUGCCUUCUCCUCGUCUGACUGCUGGAUCUAUAUCGCGACCCGGCUCUGCAUCCCAAAUGCACAUUAGAUCACAGGCCAUGCCUUCUCCCCAUCAACUGGCGGCAGAAGUUCAGCGACCUCAGUCCAGUUUCCAAGGGCAUCCUGGGUCGCAGCCGAUGUACUCUCCCCGACAAGUUCCUGGUGAAAUUCCUCAUCAUAAUCAUCGUCCUGUUCCAUCACCGCGGCGUCCCUAUGCUGUUCCAGUGCAGCCGCCGCCGUCGCCUCACCAACCUUUUAGUCAUUUCCCCCAUCGAAGCCCCGAGAUGCAGAGCAAUGGUUAUGUUUCCCAGCGUCAUGCAUCAACUGGAACCUUGUCGCCACAGUCGCCAACAGCAGAAAAUCAAUUGCCACCUAUUCGAUUACCAAACAUCUCUCGUCCUCGAUCUGAAGCCCACGCAGGUUCUAACAUGAUCUCGCCGCCACAGACCGCUGUGGGGGCUCGACCAGGACACUAUACGGGACAUCAACAGCCUACGCCACCUAUUAUGCAAUCACCGCGUCUAUCUGCGGCCGAAAUCUCUAGACCGCACACGGCAAGCAACAUGCACCCUCCCCUGGCCACGAUGUCACCAGUCCUAGGGCACACAGAACCGCGAAGGCCAAACUCGAGCUACUCUCGAACCAUGCCUUUUCACGCCCCCUUGCCCACCAUGCAGCCCAACUAUUCGGGCACUGGCUACCAGUCAUCCGCACCAUCUGCACACCAGUACGCCCAGCCUAAUCGUCCUCAAGGACACCUUCGACGACAUUCCGAAAGCGCGUGUCAGCCCCAACUCCAGCAGUAUGCACUCGCAGGCAGCCCCCAGAUAGCAAACUCUACGCCACGGUCCUAUCAGUCCCAUGAGCUGGAUCAGGGCCCGAGACGCAAUCCGGCCCUAGAUCCCUUCCUUUCUGAGCUCUCUCCUAGUGUUCGCAAAGCACUUCUAGAGCAAGUUGGAGCAGAAAGACCCGAUCUUGUCCCCUACGACUUUCGCAUCAACCAAAACAGGUAUCGAUGCCCCUUUUGCAAGGAAUCGACUCUGGAACCGAUAGCGCUUGUCAAUCACAUCAAGAUGAGCUGCCCAAUGCUGGAGGAGAAGUACAAACAGGACAAGAUUGAGCAGGGUUUUGAAGCGAAUAGGGGCAAGCGAGUCAAACCAGCUAAGAGAAAGAGUCAGAUGGCCCAAGCAGCCAAGAAUGCCCGAGUUCGGAGUUAA
Fusarium musae is the source of this 5229-nucleotide messenger RNA. RefSeq lists its product as uncharacterized. Bases 1 to 5229 code for a protein of 1742 amino acids. The record is from RefSeq and is a predicted model, not a curated record. The transcript is spliced from 3 exons. NCBI's taxonomy places the organism in Eukaryota, Fungi, Ascomycota, Sordariomycetes, Hypocreales, Nectriaceae.